This is a messenger RNA of Danio rerio (zebrafish), 1642 nucleotides long. It is a transcript of the gene tyw5, whose product is annotated as tRNA-yW synthesizing protein 5. Gene Ontology annotation, molecular function: tRNA(Phe) (7-(3-amino-3-carboxypropyl)wyosine37-C2)-hydroxylase activity. NCBI's taxonomy places the organism in Eukaryota, Metazoa, Chordata, Actinopteri, Cypriniformes, Danionidae. The record is from RefSeq and is marked provisional.
GGCGAAAGGCUACAGAUGGCAGCGAAUGGAGAGCUAUACUGGUAAAUAUGGACUGUCAGGAAAAGCUGGAGGUGCCCGUCUACACAGAUGUGGACAAGGAGACGUUUUUAAGAGACAUUUAUCCACAGCGCAGACCUGCAGUUCUGAAGCGCGUGCCCAUCGGGCCAUGUGUGCGGACGUGGACGGUGUGUUUUUUGGCAGAAAAAGGGGGAGACCGCGAGGUCAAAGUGCAUGUGUCCCCGGAGCCCAGGAUGGACUUUCUGCACAAGAACUUUGUGUACAGGACACUGCCAUUUGAUGAGUUCAUCAAGAGAGCUGCAGAGGCAAAGCACCCAGAAUUCUUCAUUAGCGAGGAUGAAAGUUAUUAUUUGCGCUCACUUGGAGAAGAUGCCCGCAAGGAGCCUGCUGAUUUAAGGAAGCAGUUUCCUGAGCUGGCGGAGGACUUCCAUGUACCCCAGUUCUUUGAGCCGGAGCAGUUUUUCUCCAGCGUCUUUCGUAUCAGUUCCCCUGGUCUGCAGCUGUGGACACACUACGAUGUAAUGGACAACCUCUUAGCUCAGGUUACAGGAAAAAAGCGUGUUGUUCUCUACAGCCCUGAAGAUGCCCUCCAUCUCUACCUCACAGGGGACAAGUCUGAAGUUUUGGACAUCGACAGUCCAGAUCUGCAGCUUUAUCCAGAGUUUGUGAAGGCUCGUCGCUACGAGUGUUUUCUGGAACCUGGAGACCUGCUCUUUAUUCCAGCUCUUUGGUUUCACAAUACUCUGGCUCUUCAGUUUGGAGUCGGUGUCAAUGUGUUCUGGAGGCAUCUGCCAUCUGAGAGUUACGAUAAGAAAGACCCAUAUGGAAACAAAGACCCAGUAGCAGCCACGCGAGCUCUGCAGUCACUGGAGAGGACUCUAGGCAUCCUAGAUGAACUGCCACCUGAUUAUCGGGAUUUCUAUGCUCGUCGAAUGGUGCUGCGCAUUCAAAGCAGAGCUUAUAUUAGGAAACCUAUAAAUGCAGCACAGGAAAAUUCAGACACAACAUAGUCCUUGUACUACACUGAUGAUAGCGUGUCAUUGUUAAAUUAUAAUAAAUGCUUACUCGCCCACAAUCAUGCCGUCCCAACAUGAAACAUUUGGGAUACUUUACAAGAUUUUAGAAGACAAUUAUUAAUUUACAAAACAUUUAAGGUGGCACAUGGUGACUAACUAACCUGUGACUGUUUCAGUCUUACUGAGGUUAUUGUUAGUGAUGGAACCACCAGUCAUCGUGUUUCAAUUUAAAUACUUCAUUCUACCUCUCAGCAAAAAAAGGAGAAAAGAAAAAUGUUUGUUUUGGAAAACUAUAUAUAGUGCAUGUGAGGAAGUUCUCCUUAUAGCUGGUGUGUGGUUGGGGCACUGGCGUCGUUGUCCUGUGGUUGCCAUCGCACCAUCCAAGUGGAUGCUGCACACUGGUGGUGGUGUGGAGACCCUCAUCCUGUAUGUGAAGCGCUUUGGGUGUAUAGCCAUAAACAACAAAUACGCUAUAUAAAUAAACAUUACUUACUUACUUAUUGGUACAAAUUCUAACCUUAAGAAAUGUAUUCUUUUAAAAUUGCUCCAAUAAACUGGUUGUUCACUCAUGACACUGCCAGUAAAAUAAAAUGCAUUGAUCCCGUCAA